GUCGGUAGGCUCGAUAUACAGAGGGGGGCGGUUGCGCACUGGCGACUACUGGCGCACAUUCCCAUCUGUUUUGUGCACUUUUGUCCCACGCGCGGCUCUGGAAUGCGCGAACUGCUUCUGUCGCCAGAGGCAUCUGAAAUGACAGUCUCGAGCGCCACACAAACAACUGUCGGUGAGAGAGGCUGCAGAGCCCGAGGACACCGCUAGAACACGCAGGCGGAAAGCAGGUGGAGUUCCAGGACCGUGUGUGUGGCUUCCUAUUCUGUGUCAGAUUGGGAUUUUUCCCCCUUUUCACCAGCAGCACAUCGGGGAUUAAAUACAAGGGACAAUGGAAGCCUCUGAGAAGACCCUAAUCUACCAGGAAGACGCUGAUCCCGUUAGGAAGCUGAUGACCAACACCUAUUUAAACACGACCACGGGGCCAGAAGAAGGCGAAUAUGUGGAUUUAAACAAUUUGUUGGAUGUUAAGGUGGGCGACAUGAAAACAGUCAAAGUAACUUUUACAGGCGAAGGGGGACAGUUGGCCAUAUAUAAAAGCAGCUCCGUUUCAAACGGUUCGCCUUCGAUGAACAACGCGUCCGGGGAGGUCGAAGACUCCGGUAAAUCAGCCGACCCUGCCACCAUUGGCAGUAAAUCUAUUAAUCACCAAAGCUCGGGGGACGUCAGAGCGGAGAGUGCCGCGUCAGGCUCGUUUGAAACAGCCUCCUCCGAAGCUCCUGACGCCACUGACAACUUCAUGGACUGCCCGGAAUCACCCACCACCAUGCCGGACCCCUCUGCCGUGCCUCGGUCCCAGACCGCGCCGCCCAAUAUCGACACAGAAACCACAUGCAUGGACAAAGAAUUACAAUACACCGACAUGAAUCUAGGCAACAAAAGCGACUCGGAGGACGACGUUACUGUAGUGAUGUCUGGCGACUGUACACCCAAUAUCGCCGAGGACGAGUUUCAUUACAUUACGACACAUGAAAUCCAGCUUUCCGAGUUAGACCAUGAUGUUGACUAUGAGUUUGAGUCGGGAUCCAGCUGGGAGAUUGAGGACGACCACCAAGUUUACUCGUUUGUGGAUUAUGCCUCUUUUGACAGUGAUGAAACGGCGGGGGAGGACGGAGCUUUAGCUCGACUGAAAGGCAAUCAGGCAGCGGGUGCAAAUAGGAGCCUAGCAGCCGUCAGCAGUCUGCCUGAAAGCGAUCCGCGCGAGACGGACAAAUGCGCCAUCUCAGAUGAGAGUCUGUCAAAGCACCAAAACGGCGCUGGGAACGCCGCAGGGCAGAUCCACCUGUCAAUCAAAGCCACUUCCCGCGCUAUAAAUGAGCCUAGCAACGGCCAAGAAAAGGAAAACAUUCUUUAUCAUGCCGCGCAUACUGGAGACAUGAGUUUUUUCAGGAGCGCGGAUACUAACUCGGAUAAACUGGCUGAAAGCGCGAAAUGUUACAUAGCCCUCCCCAGCCGCCUGCACUUUGGUAGAAAAUUGAAAGGCAAAGAUGCUCACGACUACUCCAGUGGCGCGUCCAGCGCGGUCAGUGAGCUGGACGACGCAGAUAAGGAAGUGCGUAACUUGACUGCCCGCGCGUUUAAGAGCCUGGCUUACCCCUAUUUUGAUACAAUAAAUUUCAGCACCUCCAGUGAGUCCUCGCUCUCCGAGGGCAUUAACAGGUGGUCCACGUUUGUUGACCUUAAGUAUGGCAACGUGAACAUGACAAAGGGACGUCAUUCAAACCUGAUGUCCCAUAAAAGCACAUCAAACUUUAAACUGGGCCAGCAUCAAGACAGUAAGGGCAUUGCCGGGAUGACACUCGCCAGUAUGAGAGCGCCCCCGGUCGAGGUUUUUGCGCUGAAUGGCAAUCUCGUUGACCCCAAAAACGCAGCAUCUGCUAGGAAAAAAAUCGAACUGAUGCAGAAACUCGGCCAGGGCAAAGGCGGCGUGAUUACGCUCACGGAAACACUGAAUUUUCACUGCAACGUUCAGUCGGAGAUGUCGGGAAGUGAAAGGCGCGCGAAAUUUGCGCAAAAUGCAGCCGGAUCACGUUCCACAGAUGAAGUUACCAACACCUUGCCAAGCGGCCAGGGGAGAGCGGCCAGCCAGCAAGCCUGCAAUGCGGGGGAAACCAUGGAAGGCACACACAAGAAAGCAAUAUUCGCAUCGAGCCUUCUCAAAAAUGUCAUUUCUAAGAAAAUGCAAUUUGAGCAGGAGCGCAAGAUGGAGAGGGGGGAGAUCCGCGAGCAGUUCCGAGGCUCGUCUCCCUGUGUUUCGUGUUAUGAGAACGAAAACCCGAAAACGGAAAAAACUUCCCGGGGCUUGCAGAGACAAGGCUCGAGACACUCUGAAGGAGAUUCGGACUAUACCAUCGUUUGUUUAGAUGACCUGGGCGACAUAGUGGACAGUAGUUCGUGCGAUGCCAAGGACGACAACCGCAGAGAUGCCACCUUAACUCUUGCAUCAGAAACGAAUUUAGAAUCGACAAAUGAAGCAGGAAUCGAUACUAAAAAAGGAGCAUUCGAAGCGUCCAAAAGCACGCUGCUUCGAAGCCAAAAUAGCGCAUUCAGAUCCUGGAGGGACGGCGAGCUAGAGUUUCAAAAGGAACAUAAAAACGAUAAAACGCCGGAGGGGAAGCUGCUACCGCCUCACGACAACUUGGGAGAAACGGACUUAGACGGGGAUUCGGGCAAGAGCAAGCUCACUAAAAUGUCGCAUUUGUUUCUGCCAAGUAUCCAAGUGGUGUCGAAUGAGGGUGAACUUUGUAAAGGUCUCCCGAAUGUGAAUUAUUCACUGGGAGAGGGCGGAGGGCUGGGACGUCGCCCUUCCGACAAUACCCUCUUUGUCCCAGACAACGCACGGAGUGUGGUAACGUCGAAGUCACCCGAAAUCAAGAUAAGUUUACGGAGCGUCAAAGACAGCAAAAGCGACCCGUUCAACAUCGCCAAGCUGCUAACGCCCAAUAUAGGCUGCAACGCAGUCAACCUUAUCAAGACAUCUGACGACUCCAAAUGCCAAGCGCUUGCCGCGGUGCUAAAGGGGGAGCCGUCCGACAAAGUGCCUCACUUCACGGUCAGAGACAUUAGAGACAACAAGGGUAAGCUCCAGACUCCUAUCCACCAAGUUAGGGACGUGCGCAAAUUGGUGAAAAGCUCAUAUCACUUUGUUUCUUUGGAUAAUAACGAGAGCAAGUCUGCUGUCGCGGGUCUUGACCUUAACACAGAGCAAAAGACAUUCAAACAGAGUCCAUAUCGCAAUCCGGCAUCACUUUCCCCCAUAGUUAUAAAAUGUCAGUCAGUGAAUACAAAUAGCAGUGUUAGGCAAUCUGGAAAUUUAAUCGAGGUUUCUAAACGUAGACUUGGAGAAGAUAUACAGGAGUUAGACAGGUCCUCUCCUCAAUUACCGAUAGAGGGCGCCAGAAACGGCACGACACUUGUGCAGAGACCCACGAGCAGAGCUUACUCCGUCAACACAAAACAAGCAAGAGGCGAGCCGUCUGACGGAACCGGCGGCCUGAACAUUGAGACCAGAACCGGGAUGAGGAGACAGGAGAAAGCCAGCGAGGCUGGGGAGAAGAAGCCAGAGAACAAGAUGGCCAACCAAGCCGCUCUGGAGAAGCUGCAGGCCGCCGUGAAGACCAUGGAGCAGCUGUACGUGUUCGACCGCAACGAGUGGAAGAGACGGGCCGAGCCGCUGUCCCAGCCCCUCAUGGACAGCCACGUGCUGUCACUCAUCACCAGCGAGGAGCAGGGCCCCGCCCCCGCCACCGAGGAUGCUGGGAGUGCCGCCGUGCUCGCCGCCAUGGCAACAGCAGGCAGCAAUGCAGACAAGCCGGCGCCGAGGGACUCGUACUCCAACGUGGACAAAAGCCCCGCCCCCGCUGCGUCCGCCUUCUCUCCGUUCCUGGCCGAGAGGAACGGGCACCUGACGCCCGGCCAGAGGGCCGUUCCCACGGUCACCACGUCCAGCGCGGUGCGUGCCCCUCAGACGCCCUCCUCCAUGCCGCCGGCCGCCCACACGCCCAAGGGCUUCGUGCCCAUCUCGGCCAAGCUGCCCGUCUCGCUGAAGAUCUCGCAGGCGCGCCGGGCGUCCGAGGAGCGCAGCAGCGACGCCGACCGGUCCCUGGGGGGCACCCAGAGCUCCACGGGCGAGUCCGAGAACUACCUGACCAUCCCCGUCAAGCCGCAGGCCAGACCCGGCGUGGCGGUUGCCGCGAGCAACAGCAUCGGCAGCAGCGGCGGCCGGGAGAAGUCCGUCUACACGUUCACCUCCUCGUCCGCCGCACCGUCCGGCGGCGCCAAGCCACAGCGGCACGCGUCCAGCCCCCCAGCCCACCUGCCGCACGGGGCCUCUCGCCGGCACGCCCAGGGGUCUCGCCAGUCUCCGCGCCGCACCGCUGUCGUCAUGGAGACGCGCUCGCCGGACACGCCGCCCACCGCCACCAUCUACCACCACUCGGUCCCCAUGGCGACGGCUCAGCCGCAGGUCAUCUGCUUCUCCCCCUCCGUCCAGCACGCGCCGGUCGGCAUGGCGACGGUGGAGGCCUUCGGGGGACACACGCAGCGCAAGAUGCUGCUGGACCCCACCACGGGCAGCUACUACCUGGUGGACACGCCGGUGGCAUCGGCCGCCACGCGGCGCCUGUUCGACCCCGAGACGGGUCAGUACGUGGACGUUCCGCUGCCCCCAGCGGCUCCUCCUCCUCCUCCGCAGGUCAUGACCCCCGUGCCCUUACCCAUGUCCCGGCUCAGCCCCAAGCCCGGCACGGGCUGGCAGCUGCCCUACGUCUUCUACCCCGGGUUCAUGCCCUCGCCCACGCUCAUCUCGGCGCGCAUGCCCUCCCAGAUGUCCGUGCAGGGCGGCGAGGUCGGGCUGGACGAGCGCAGGAUCUACAUGGAGAGCCCCUACUACGUGCCCACGGGGGCGCGGGCAGGGUACGGGCAGCAGCAGGGGCAGCAGCAGGGGGCAGGAGGGGGGGGCAAGCAGCCGGUCAUCAGCAUCAUGUCUCAGCAGGGCCCCCGCAUCAUCGCACCCCCCUCCUUUGACGGCACCACCAUGAGCUUUGUGGUGGAGCACCGGUGAACCGCUGACCGGAGAACCCUUGUCAGCCCACCCCCC
Alosa alosa (allis shad) is the source of this 5095-nucleotide messenger RNA. RefSeq names its product chromosome 24 C4orf54 homolog (gene c24h4orf54). The record is from RefSeq and is a predicted model, not a curated record. NCBI's taxonomy places the organism in Eukaryota, Metazoa, Chordata, Actinopteri, Clupeiformes, Clupeidae.